CAAUGAACGAAUGAAGAGUACUACUUAAGUACAACUAAGUGUCUUCGGUCUCGUGCAGCAGCAAAUAAGAAGAAGAAACGUCGGCGUGGUCACAUCGUUCAAGAACUUGAAUCUCCGUUUCGUUCGCUUCGUAGUACGUCUACGUCCAUGCAAUUGCAGUACAUAGUUAGAAUAACUUUGCUAAACUCACGUUUUGGUAGCUCUUAAAUUUUUCGCGCCUAAAACUAAAUUGAUACCCACAGUGAUUUUGUGAUUUUUGUACAAGUUUUUGACCACACGACCCCCAUUUCAUUUCUGACCCAACUUUGUAGUUUUUCAACAAACGACGUCAGUCACAUACGGAGCAGGAGUGACCCGCCGAAGAACAACUACGCAGUCUACAUUUUCGAUUCUUUCGUGAAACUUUUGCCUUUUCUUCUCGCUCCUGAACUCCGUUCCACCUCAAUGGAGGUGGUCGUGCCUGAAAUUUCUCGUAUUGAAUGACGACCGUUCGACGGCACAACGCGGUCCGCCAACGACGUUCGCCACGACAGAGCAACUACUCUUCUUCUUCUUUUGCUAGCACCUCGUCCCGAGUGAUUUCUACUUUCCGGCAGCACAACCGGAUCUUCAACUUUCAAAUCUCCCCCUUCUCGGUGUGUAUCAAACUUUUCUCCUUUCUGAACCUGCAGCUGAUCUUAUGACAGUACACAACUCCACCCCCUCCCCCUCAUUUAUUAUGCACAGUACCCAUUCCACCCUUCGCCUCGUGGCAUUGUUUGCAUGACAAGUUCUGGUCGCCCAAAUAACACUAUACUCCAGUGCAAAUUUGUCAUGCAAAACCGGCAUUCUUGCUGAUGCUUGUAUUGCCGUUCAUGCUAUACAAAUGAGUUCGAGGGGGAGUUGUGCACUGUUAUAGAUGUACGACCUGUUCUGGACGAUUGUGAAGAUGGACUCCGCCAACUACGACAGCAACCCCGCGGUGGCCCCGGCCGCCGGGAACUUUUUGGAGCACAAAAUCAAGGUGGCGGUGGCGGCGACCAACAGCGAAAAUCUCGCCCACACCUCCUGGACCGCCAGUUCCUACUCCGACACGCCGCUGCAGGACUUGGCGGCGGGGCAGCUGCUGAACGUGUACAUCAUCGCCGGGUACUUCACUUUCCAACUGGUCGCGGCCAGCUACCUGAUCUACGCGGGGCACAAGGCCAGCAACGGCAUGCGGUUUUUGACCGGGAUGAGCUGCGCGGGGCUGCCAUUUCUCGGGUUCCCGGAGUACUUCGUGAUAUCCUGAGUAAAAACGUACCCACACCAGAGUUGUAAUGCAGAUUUGCAAAGACAGGAAGUGGAAGACUUGUAGUGCGCAUCCCCAUGAGAGCCAUUUCCAAUCGUGUUUUGAAAUUUGUGAUGCUGUGAACAGGGUGAGCAGAUGAAUCUGUGACGCGGCUGCACUUGCUAACCUGCACUACACUGCAAAGUGCAACUUGUCAUGCGUGACUCACAAAACUCCUAGGUUUGUGUUGCAAAAUCCCCAUCCUGACUCUGGUGUGGGUACGUUUUUACUCAGGAUACGUGAACGCGCUGUGCCAGUGCGGCCUGAUGUACAGUGCGGGGAUUCCGCUCUUUUUUACCAUCGUCUUCCUCUGCCAGUGCCUCGGGGGGCUGUUCCUGGUGCUCGUCCCCGAGCAAACGCUGAUGCUCAACGCGGCCGGGUUCGGGUGGAUGAUCGGCUACCUGUGCUGGAUGCCGCUCCGCCGCCUCGUCUUCCUCUGCAUCUACGGUUCCGGCAACAGCCAGAGCGACUUCUCGCUCGAUUCCCUCACCGGCCUGACGUCGGGCAACGUGGCGGAAACGGACCGGGCCAUCGCGCGGCAGUUCUUUCUGAUGAGCUGGAUGGACAUCGGCGCCCUGGUGUUCGCGAUCGCCUUCGCCGUCGCGGCGGCCGUGCGGGUCGUGCGCACGCACGUCGUCAUUUACCCCUUCCUGCUCUCCUUCACCUACGCAUUCGCGUUUACCGGCGCCCUGGUCGAGCUCUGCGUCGUCAUCAGCUACUUUCUGUAUAAAUAGUCGUGGAUGAUUUGUUAAUAUUUAGUAUCAUUUUUAAUAUCCAUUCGCAACUCGCGCACGACCUACGCACCAGCAAUACGAAGAGGAAUCUCGAUAGAAUGAGCAUAGAAAAUGGAAUUUUUCAUGCUGUUUUAGCUUGGGAAGGAAAAUUCUCUUGCAGGAUUGCGAUAAAAUAAAAGAUUGAAUUGUCAAAAUAACUCACUGCCAUUCUAACAGCGUUCCCUUCCACAAGGAAUCGAUGCACGACCUGACGGCCGAGGACGUGCUCCGCGGGUUCGCGGACUUAAACACCCGCACCAUUGUACACGUGGGUUUUGGGUGGCGGACCACGUUUUUCUGGACCUUGCCGUCAUUCUACUCCGGCUUCCGCGCACCAGCGAUGAUUGUAGCGGCGAGCGACGUAUGAUCUAUUACUAUAUACGAUUUUCAAGAACUACAUCUGGUGGACGUGAUGAUUUUAUAGUACGCGUUUUAGUUUUACGUGUCAAUUUGAACUCGACCACGUUUGCGACCGUGGGUUCGCCCCCUACAGGGAUGUGUCACGACACUGCAGGCUUCUACAGUAAAUGUCGAUGAUAUUUUUACCAAACCAUGUUCGAUGAAGUAGGACAUUCAUCAAGAAGAAGGUGCCCAAUCAAAUCCUUCAUCUUCCUCUUCGAAUUCUACCUAUACAGGGCGCUCUGGGUCGAGCCAAUGACGUGCGGCGCGGGAUCCUUACCGAGUACGCGAGUCCGGCUAACCACCAGGUGCUGGAUUGCUUGAUUCCCUUCAUCUUCGCGGGUAUUAUGCUUUACCUCGCCAUGUGUGCGGCGCUCAUCCGAUUGGCGGACACGAUUCCAAAGGACCCCGAGGAAGUGGACCGUGUCAGUUCCGCGACCGCGUUGAAAUCUUUGAACAAAAGCGGCGUAUCAGCAAGUGGCUACAACAGCACGGUAAAUAAGAGCAGUACCCGGAUGAAAAGCAGCACCAGAAGGGGGAGCUAAGAAUGAUAAGAUGGAAAGAGAAAGUACAGAACCUUGUACAGUGGACACUUUGGAGUUGUAGUUCAUCUACAACAACUUCGUGUCUAGAGCUUGACCCGCACGACCCGUAUCUCACCGAGGAUACAACUUGAAAAAAAAGAAAAACGGACAGUAUUGAGGAAUUGGGAAAGGUGUAGUUGAAACUGUACAACAAGCAAGACACUCCCUGUCGUCGCGACGACUGCUGAGACUGGUGUUGCGUUUGUUGUUUCAAUCUUCAAUCAAUGUGCCUUUUCAUCGCGAAGAUCACCGAUACUCGUACAGUAGAAGCAGUACUAGAAGUUUGUUAUGUUGUUCAGGACAAGAACGUCAAGUGCUGACGUAGUUGUAGUUCUUAAAGUUUGAGUCGGAAUAAAAAUCUUGUACAGAUUUCAUCAUUUUCACAUUCAUUUGCAUCUGCCAUCGCAAAGUAUUUUUUCAGUUCUAUUUACACAGAUUUCCAGAUUUACUUUUUUCGCACUGUCAUGGUUUUGGUUUUCUAAUUAAUUUUGUUACAUUGUCACACUUACAUAAAAUUUAUCACAUAGAUACAACUUCUUAUUCACCGUGUUUUGUUCGCUCUAGUAGAAUUUCUAAAGAUUCCUUUACGAAUGUUGAUAAACAACACCCCGAUCAUCUUUUUCAGCUCGAACCAAAAGGGAGAAAGCGUCUCUAUUGGAAAAUCAACACGACCAGAAUUAGAGAAAAGGAGGAGUACAACGAAUUUGAGACGCGUGUCUGUAGUCAGCUAUGCCAUGCCAUCAAGCCCCGAAAUUGAAUAAAUUCUUCGGCGCAGGACCUCUAGACCUAGGAUCUACAUAGAAGCGCUGGUGCCAAAGAAGCAAGAACAGCGGAACAAGUGGGGAGCAAAAACAACACCAGUAGGCAGGCACUACAAGACUUCACCACCACGAGACCACAAAGAGGAAAUUUUUGGU
Messenger RNA from Amoebophrya sp. A120, 3982 nucleotides. The record is from the annotation of a GenBank genome assembly. Lineage: Eukaryota; Dinophyceae; Syndiniales; Amoebophryaceae.